AUGGUCCUGAGUGGGGCACUGUGCUUCCGAAUGAAGGAUUCGGCCUUGAAGGUGCUUUAUCUGCAUAAUGACCAGCUUCUGGCUGGAGGGCUGCACGCAGGGAAGGUCAUCAAAGGCGAGGAGAUCAGUGUUGUCCCCAACCGGUCACUGGAUGCCAGGCUCUCGCCAGUCAUCCUGGGUGUCCAGGGAGGAAGCAGGUGCCUGUCUUGUGGGAUGGAGCAGGAGCCAACGCUGAAGUUAGAGCCAGUGAACAUCAUGGAGCUCUACCGCGACGCCCAGGAGUCCAAGAACUUCACCUUCUACCGGCGGGACCUGGGGCUCACCUCCAGCUUUGAGUCAGCUGCCUACCCGGGCUGGUUCCUGUGCACAGUGCCUGAGGCUGACCAGCCUGUCAGGCUCACCCAGAUCUCCGAUAAUGCUGGCUGGGAUGCCCCCAUCACGGACUUCUACUUCCAGCAGUGUGACUAG
Molecule: messenger RNA, 468 nt
Organism: Lepus europaeus (European hare)
Lineage: Eukaryota; Metazoa; Chordata; Mammalia; Lagomorpha; Leporidae
Gene: IL36RN
Product: interleukin 36 receptor antagonist
Exons: 4
Coding region: 1-468 (155 amino acids)
Biological process (GO): inflammatory response to antigenic stimulus; cellular response to lipopolysaccharide
Molecular function (GO): cytokine activity; interleukin-1 receptor binding
Source: RefSeq, a predicted model, not a curated record